Molecule: messenger RNA, 934 nt
Organism: Sinocyclocheilus grahami
Lineage: Eukaryota; Metazoa; Chordata; Actinopteri; Cypriniformes; Cyprinidae
Exons: 5
Coding region: 1-885 (294 amino acids)
Biological process (GO): response to bacterium
Source: RefSeq, a predicted model, not a curated record
AUGAAUAAUAACAUCUACAUGAUACUCUUUCUUUUUCUUCAUGAAGUCUCAGGUGAACACAAUUGCAAUGUUGCUCAUGUGGAUCAGGUUUUAACCAUAAGAGAGGGAGGGAAUGUAUUGUUACCUUGUCUUAUUGUAAAUGAUCAGUUACACCGAGCACUGUGGUAUAAACAGGUUAUUGGAGAGAAACCUGUCCUAAUAGUGUCAUCAUAUCACCACUCUCAACCGAAUGAAUUUUCUCCUGACUUUGAAGCAAGUCAACGUUUUCAUGCAGUGCGAAAGGAUGAUAGCUUUAACUUAACCAUCCUGAGAACCUUGAAAUCUGAUUCAGGCACGUAUUUCUGUGGUGCUGCCUUUGCUAAUGUUAUUUCCUUCAGCACUGGAACUGUUUUGCUGGUUAAAGGUGCAGACCUCAAACCUGCUGUUAUUCAACAGCCUGUGCUUGGUGGUAUGAAGCCAGGAAGCAAUGUGACUCUGCAGUGCUCAGUACAAGUGAAGAUGUGUGAGAAAGGAGUACAACUAGUCUACUGGUACAGACGCAGUUCAGACACAAUGCAUCCAGGAAUGGUUUAUACUCAUGGAGACAUGAACAAUGAGUGUGGGAAGAACUCUGCAACCUCCUCUCCUAUGCAGAGCUGUCUGUACAACCUCCCCAAGAUGAAUGUUGGUCUCUCUGAUGCUGGACUAUACUACUGCGUUGUGGUAACUUGUGAUGAAGUUUUAUUUGGAAAUGGCACAACAUUGGUCAUUGAAGUGACUUACAAAUACCGCAACACAGAUGACAUUAACUAUGCUGCUCUGAACUUUUCCACUAAAAGAGGUCAGAGAAAAAGAACCUUAGAGGAGACAACGUACUCUGUACCGACAUUGCGAGACAAGAUCUGAAACUUAUAGCUGCUGAUUGUCUAAACAUACCAUAAUAUUUAACAUAAUA